GGCCGGGCGCGCGCGCGCGUCAAGGCGGCUGCGCGCCUGCGCGAGGGCGGGCAGCGGGCGCGCGCGGCGGGGGCGGGCUCUGCUUAGCGCCGAGCUGCAGCGGCGGAGCCGGACGUGUCCGUGAAGAUGGCGGGCCGGAGUAUGCAAGCUGCAAGAUGUCCUACAGAUGAAUUGUCCUUAACUAACUGCGCAGUUGUGAAUGAAAAGGAUUUCCAGUCUGGCCAGCACGUGAUUGUGAGGACCUCCCCCAACCACAGGUACACAUUUACACUGAGAACACACCCAUCUGUGGUUCCAGGGAGCAUUGCAUUCAGCUUACCUCAGCGAAAAUGGGCUGGACUUUCUAUUGGACAAGAAAUAGAAGUGUCCUUAUAUACCUUUGACAAAGCCAAGCAGUGUAUUGGCACUAUGACCAUCGAGAUUGAUUUCCUGCAGAAAAAAAGUAUCGACUCCAACCCAUAUGAUACUGACAAGAUGGCCGCAGAAUUUAUUCAGCAGUUCAACAACCAGGCAUUCUCAGUGGGUCAACAGCUUGUAUUUAGCUUCAAUGAAAAGCUUUUUGGCUUACUGGUCAAAGACAUUGAAGCCAUGGAUCCUAGUAUCCUCAAGGGAGAGCCUGCAACUGGUAAAAGACAGAAGAUUGAAAUAGGGCUGGUUGUUGGAAACAGUCAGGUUGCAUUUGAAAAAGCAGAAAAUUCAUCACUCAAUCUUAUUGGCAAAGCAAAAACCAAGGAAAAUCGCCAGUCUAUCAUCAAUCCUGACUGGAACUUUGAGAAAAUGGGAAUAGGAGGUCUGGACAAGGAGUUUUCCGAUAUUUUUCGACGAGCAUUUGCUUCCAGAGUAUUUCCUCCAGAGAUUGUGGAACAGAUGGGCUGCAAACAUGUUAAAGGCAUCCUGUUAUAUGGGCCUCCAGGUUGUGGUAAGACUCUGUUGGCUCGACAGAUUGGCAAGAUGUUGAAUGCAAGAGAGCCUAAAGUGGUCAACGGGCCGGAAAUUCUCAACAAAUAUGUGGGAGAGUCAGAGGCUAACAUUCGUAAACUCUUUGCUGAUGCUGAAGAGGAGCAAAGGAGGCUUGGUGCUAACAGUGGUUUGCACAUCAUCAUCUUUGAUGAAAUUGAUGCCAUCUGCAAGCAGAGAGGGAGCAUGGCUGGUAGCACAGGGGUUCAUGACACCGUUGUCAACCAGCUGCUGUCCAAAAUUGAUGGCGUAGAGCAACUGAACAACAUCUUAGUCAUUGGAAUGACCAACAGACCAGAUCUGAUCGAUGAGGCUCUCCUUCGACCUGGAAGACUGGAAGUUAAAAUGGAGAUAGGCUUACCAGAUGAGAAGGGCCGAUUACAGAUCCUUCACAUCCACACAGCAAGGAUGAGAGGGCAUCAUUUACUCUCUGCUGACGUAGACAUUAAAGAACUGGCCGUAGAGACCAAGAACUUCAGUGGCGCUGAACUGGAGGGUCUGGUGCGAGCAGCCCAGUCCACUGCUAUGAACAGACACAUAAAGGCCAGUACUAAAGUGGAAGUGGACAUGGAGAAAGCAGAGAGCCUACAGGUGACAAGAGGGGACUUCCUUGCUUCUUUGGAAAAUGAUAUCAAGCCAGCGUUUGGCACAAACCAAGAGGAUUAUGCAAGUUACAUUAUGAAUGGUAUCAUCAAAUGGGGUGAUCCAGUUACUCGAGUUCUAGAAGAUGGGGAACUUCUGGUUCAACAGACUAAAAACAGUGACCGCACACCACUGGUCAGCGUCCUCUUGGAAGGCCCUCCUCACAGUGGGAAGACAGCUUUAGCUGCUAGGAUUGCAGAGGAAUCCAACUUCCCCUUCAUCAAGAUCUGUUCUCCUGAUAAGAUGAUUGGCUUUUCUGAGACAGCCAAGUGUCAGGCCAUGAAGAAGAUCUUUGAUGAUGCAUACAAAUCCCAGCUCAGUUGUGUGGUUGUGGAUGACAUUGAGAGACUGCUUGAUUAUGUCCCUAUUGGCCCUCGAUUUUCUAAUCUGGUACUACAGGCUCUUCUUGUGUUACUGAAAAAGGCGCCUCCACAGGGUCGCAAGCUUCUUAUCAUUGGGACCACGAGCCGCAAAGAUGUCCUUCAGGAGAUGGAAAUGCUAAACGCCUUCAGCACCACCAUCCAUGUGCCCAACAUCGCCACAGGGGAGCAGCUGCUGGAGGCUCUGGAGCUAUUGGGCAACUUCAAGGAUGAAGAACGCACCACAAUUACACAGCAAGUCAAAGGGAAGAAGGUCUGGAUAGGAAUCAAGAAGUUACUAAUGUUGAUUGAGAUGUCCCUACAGAUGGAUCCCGAAUACCGUGUGAGAAAAUUCUUGGCCCUCUUAAGAGAAGAAGGAGCUAGCCCCCUCGACUAUGAUCAUGAACUAUUUUCAAACGCAAAGUGACCAAGCAAAGUGACCAAGGUGAAGACGGCCUGGGAUCAUCACUCGACCUCCUCGAGAUACUGAACACAGUGAAAUGAACCCUGCCUUCGACACGUGCUCACACUGCAUGACGAGUGCAAUGAAACUCCCUUCCUUGUGCUUACUGAGAUACUCCCUCUUGUGGAAGGUGUAAAUUCGCUUUAGAAUGCUGUGCUCACCUCUCCGUGUAAGCUGAUUCCUUCUUGCUCAAUCUUAAACGUGGGAAACAUACUGUACUUAUGAACACUACACGUUCUAAGCUCCCUACCACCACCACCCGAAAACUCUCAAUAAACAUACUGAUGUUGCAAAAUAGCAGUUGGCCUAGUAGAAGGAAGACUUUCCACCUGUAAGCUAGGAGCCGUGACUAGAGGCACUGGGUUCAAAGGGAUUCUCUCACAACUUCCCUGUGCUAACAACACUACAGGUCAUUGGAUAUUUGGUUCAAGUUUCUCUCAGAAGGCUGGUUAUCUUUGCCUGAAGAAACAGGGCUAUGAAUUUCUAAGAUGCUGUUCUCGAUCAUUUUCAGAGAUGUUUCUAGGUUGCAAUCAGGAGAUCUUCCUUAAUAGGAAGUCAGAUUAUUACCGUGUUGGCUGUGCCAUCCCUUUAAUGUAAGUGAUGUGCUCAGUGGUAACAGAUAACGCUGGUCAUUACUACUUGGUAGAUGUUGUUAAGAACCUGUGAGAGAUGUGUAUGGUAAAAGCAUACACCCCAAAACAGAAGGGUGUCAAACUCAAGUAACUUACAACCCUCCCAGCACUCAUUAGUGCCCAGGUCUAAGUGGGUCCAUAAUACUAAAGGCUUCUUUAGUAUCACCACUUUUCUUUUGUCCUUAGCUUAAUGACUUACUUAGAAUGUAUCCUUCCUUUAUUUUAAAUUAUCUGUAUUCCCUAGCAUCUAAAUAAAACACUAUUUUCCAGAAAAAAUAAACCACUUUCUAGCACGCUCUCCUCAGUCCUUUAACAUCCAUUCCAAUGUACUGAAGAUGUCUCCUUCCCCCUCUGCACGCUUCUUCCAAAGGGAAGGAGAACAGUAGUUUAAGCUGAGUUGGAAGAAAUGCGAUCAGGUCGUUAUGUUCAGUGAGAAGACUUGCGGAACACGUGCCCCUCCCCCGCUGCUGCUGCGGCUUCAGCUUCAAGGACAGGCGGCACCUGAAGGUACUUAACGUAGGGCUUGGCACCAGGGGGAACUUGGGUGUCACCACGGUGGUCUGUGGUGCAGCUCUCUCAUCUGUCCCUGUGGUAGAGGAUAAAUUAUCUCCAGAUCUUGCUCUCUGUAUAUUUUGUUAGAUUUAUAUGUUGCAUCUGCUUUCUUUUGGGUUUUUAUCUCUAGCUUAUUGUGUGGCUUAAAAAAAGUGGAUUGUAUUAUAAAAAUUCUGUGGUUCCUGGUGGCCAGUAUCCUGGAUCCCCUCAUCUGUUUUAGAUCUUGCCUCUUUUUUCGCUCCCCGUGAAAGCAGCAUACAUUGUAUUAACUUAUGUCUCUUGUUAAAUAAGAUUAAUGUCUUUGUGUUUUGUCCAGAACUAUAUUGAAGAAAUGCAAAUAUUAUAUUGUUUAAUGCAAAUGAAGGAAUGCAAUAAAGAGUACGUAUACUUGAAAA
Messenger RNA from Bubalus bubalis (water buffalo), 4000 nucleotides. It is a transcript of the gene NSF, whose product is annotated as N-ethylmaleimide sensitive factor, vesicle fusing ATPase. Gene Ontology annotation, molecular function: ATP binding; ATP hydrolysis activity. The transcript is spliced from 21 exons. The record is from RefSeq and is a predicted model, not a curated record. NCBI's taxonomy places the organism in Eukaryota, Metazoa, Chordata, Mammalia, Artiodactyla, Bovidae. Bases 127 to 2385 code for a protein of 752 amino acids. Gene Ontology annotation, cellular component: Golgi stack. Gene Ontology annotation, biological process: Golgi to plasma membrane protein transport; intra-Golgi vesicle-mediated transport; SNARE complex disassembly.